CUCUUUGCCAGGGCACGGCCCCCUCAUGCACCUGGUUGUGUGCCAAGUGCAGAUCCUAGUCUCAGCUCCUGCAGGUUUCCCCUGGGUCUGCCAGGGUCUGCUGUAGGUUGAGACGGUCCAGGGCUCCUAACCACUAUGUGUUAUCGGUGCUGUCCCCCUCUCCCUAUCAGCCAGGCAGGGAGCAGCAGCUGCAGCCUAGACUGAGAUGGGCUUGGACAGCUGGUGUCAUUGGUGAAACAGCUGCACCGGCCCACCAUUCUACCAUGCUCCCCAGGGUAGGACUGACCUGUUGCCUACCCCCAUGAGGAGCUGUGGCAUCAGGCAGGAGGUGGAAGCCAGGAUGCCUGCUUCCACCGCCGCAUGGGAAAAAUUGCAGCAGUUUGGGGUAGGGAAAGGAAUGACUUGGCGGUUGUGCCUGUCCUGUGAAAUUCAAACAUUGAGCUGUGACAAACACCCUGCAAUUUAUGCAGGGCCUUAAUUACAGUGACCGGGCCUUCAUUCCUCCUUUCUUUGUCUCUUCUCUCAUCCUCCUUUCCUGCAAGCAGCCUCUGCAACGAGGAGACCGAAGGUGCUGGCCGGUGGUUGGCUUUCAGAGGCCUGAGAUUGUGAAGGGAAGAGGUGGGGGCCGGCUCUAGAUAGCUGGGGACAGUAGGUUUUUAAGUAUCUCAUUACUACAGGGAGGGAGUGGGUCCUGUCAUUUCAUUGCAGGGCAGAGAAAUGGGCAGAAGGCAGGACCUCUGGCUGGUGGAAAGGGGGGAGCUGGGACACACAUAGCAGCUGCUCUGUUCCCUUGAAGCUCUUGGGAAAGAUUCCUAGCUCAGCGUCUUUGAGACUCAACAGGAGCUGUCCCAGGAUCAAGGGAGAUUAGCCUCAGCUGCAGUACCAAGGAAUGGCCGUGAGCUGUUGCUGCCUCCUGAAUGCUGAAGGGCUGGACGCUAAGCAAGGUGAAGGCUCCCCUGGGUUUGCUACCCAAUGGCCUGGCCAAUCCCUCCACCACUUACUCUCAGCCAGGCACCCUGUGGCUGCAUCUCCUCACCCCUUGCUUUCUGUCUGCCUAAUGCAAUCGUCUCUUGCUUCAGCCACAGCCCCACUGGCUGCUCUCCCUGCCUCUGUUGCCUCACAGUAAUAUUGGGACAUGGGUGCAGCAGGCGCUUGAGUAUUCUGGGCACCUGUGCCUGUGUAGUGCCCUCUGCGUGGCUCAGGGCCCAUCCAGGCCAGAUGUGCUGUGAUCAGGCAUCAGGGCUGGAAAUACCUACAGUCCUCGUCUGGGAUGUUGGCCUGCUUUGUGAGAGCCUGUAAAGUGCUUUGAGAUCCCCCUGCAGCCUGGGCCUCUGCUCCCUCCUGCUGGAAGCUGUCCUGUUUCUCCAGCUGGUUGGUAUGCACUGGUUGCUAGGAUACUAGCUGUGACUGGACAUGCCUGCACAUUCCUCCAGCGAGCUCCUAACUCUGCCCAGCGCCUGCCAGGACCUUGCCAGAGCCUUGCCUGGGGCAGCCGCUGGCCCCCGGAGAUCCAGCCCUCCCUCCACCAUGGGGCGCCUCCCUCUGGGCGGUGUCUCACCCUAUGUGAGGACCAGCGCUGGUGGGAGUGUGGACCCGCUGAAGUUCUAUGCCACCAGCUACGGCACGGCUUACGGGCAGGAGAGAUUCCAUCCUCGCGUUGGCCACCACUCAGGAGCCGGGUACAAAUCCAAUUACCGGCCUGUCGUCUCUUACAAGGCCAGCCUGGAUCAAGUGGAUAAUCCAGCCGUGGGACAGCUCCUUCAAGAUAACUAUGACACAGUGACCACCAAGCACUUCCGGCCCCUCCAGCUUCCCGAUGGCAAGUACCCCCUUCCCUGGAGCGUCUACCAGCCGGGGAGCGGGUUUGUUCGAGACAAGCCCAUUUCCUUCCCCACCACCAAAGCCGUUAAGAAAGUCCACUUUGAUACAUGGGACCAGGGGCCGCAAGCCAUCACAGGGCUGGAACCCAGACAACUCCCCGUCCUGCACAAGCCACAGGGGAAAGGCUCUGUCGAGGGGGAGAACGCCAGACAUGGCCCUCUGUACAUGUCCACAGAGUAUAACUCCAAGUUCCGCUUCGACAUUCCCAGCCAGCCAGAUUUCUUACAGAGGAAGACGAUAGGAGCCAAGGAGGAGACGGGAUUCACUGAGGGCAUCCAUUGGAACCCCAUUACAAUCCUGCCACUUCCUCCGGGAGAGCCAAGGAGCCAACCUGGCAUCAGCAUCACCAAGACGGACUUCCUGCCCAGCGCUCUCCCCCAUGGCGAUGAGUUCCUACCCGUGCUGUCGAAGAGCUCUGAGCGAGAGACGGGAUUCAGCCGGGACAAAGACAACGGCCUCAGUGCCAUGGGCCCGCUGCAUGCAGCACCCCAGCCUGGGGUCUUGGGAUCAGGGCCCCUAAGCCACACUCAGUUCCGAGGGCUCCAGAGGCCCCUGCAGACCCAGACCAACCUGCUGGGCCGGGAGUACGUGGGGAACAAGGAACUCUCUGGAUUCAGCAUCAACAACAAGAAAUAUGUGACACCCCCCUACGACCCAGACUUGCCCAACAAGUACCUGAGCAGCUACAACGCCAAGUUUUAUGACAACACCCUCAAGGGCGUGGACCGUGAAGGAUGGACCCGUGGAGGAAUCCAGCCCCAACAGCCGGGCGGCUUUGCCACUAACAACCACGUCACUGGACUGGGCAGCAACCCCAAUGCCACGGAGACCCUGAGGCGGGUCCACCCCCAUGUCGGCAGGACGAUCACAAUGGUGGACCCGUUCUAUCGCGACACUCCUCAUGACAACCGCUUCUCUGCUCUGCACCAAACCGCCGUACAUGAGUAGAUCUGUGCCUCCACCCCGCAGGAGCUGGUCUCCUCUGGCGAGGCAGGGAUUCUAGGGCUGGUCUCCCCCAGCGAGGCAGAGGCUUCAGCAUCUCCCAAAGGACUUUACUUUUCCAAGGAUAUAAAGAGAAGUUAUCACCCAGUGAAGGCUCAUUGGUUCUCAGUGGCCUAGUUGCCAACCCCCCUCCUCUUAGAUCUCAUAGACCUCUCCUACUUUUCCCCAUGGCCCCCAUAAACUUCCCCUUCUCCUCUUCCCCAGGGACGCCAGCCCGCCUUUCCACUCCCAUCCUCUGCUGUUCUCACGGGGGAGCCCUCUGCUGUGAGAGCUGACCCCAGCUCUCACCCCAUGCAUGGUGGCACCCAUGUGCUGCCAUGGGAGUCAGCAGUUCCAUUCUCCUGGCAUUUGGGCCCCAUCCCUCACGGUGCUGAGCAGUGGGAGAGGAGGGUGCCUGGCACCACUCAGGAUCAAGCCCUUUGACUCCAGACGGGAAGCUGGGCCCUGUGUGUGCAGCAGAGAAUGGAGUUAACCGUUAGACAUGUGCUGUAGCCACCUGGGCUACCCAGCUCACCACAGGGUCUCUGCAGGGCCUGGCACUGUCCUUGCAGGGCCCUGGGGCUGUUAUCAGGGGGUCUAGGGCUGUUCUCCUGGGGGACUUGUAGCUUUCACUGGCACCAGGGUUGCCUUGAUUUGGCCAUUAAAUCUUCGCCAUCAAUAGAACAAGGCUCAUUUACAGCAGUGGAGGAGCUGGUGAUUUGUUCUUUAAAUGUAGCCCUGUUGCUAAGGUCACCCAAGACCCAGCAGAGGCUGCUGAGCUCUGGAGAUGAGGGACUGAACCUACCGUGCAGAGGCACGUUUGGAUCCAGUAAGGCUAGGUCAUGCUGUAAUGUCCCCCUGCCUGCUCGGCAGAGUCUUCACUCAACGGCUGCUCUCCAGACUUAAAUCCAGGGCCCUGCACUGGCUCCAGCUGAGUAACUCUGGGUUGCCUGGCAGGAUCCCCCUCUGCCUGGCUGUUUCUCUUUUCCAGCUCAAUUGCAGUGCUGCUUGUGAUGGGGGAGGCAGCUGUGUGGUGACGCUGCCUGGCUCAGGUGCCCCAGCAUGGCGGUAAUGCCAUCCCGCUCAUGCACGUGUGUUAGGAACCGACUGGCGAGCUUUCCCUUGUGCCCUGAAAGGAGCAGUGUUUGGCCCAGCGGCACUGUGGCGGUACCCAGAUGGGAGAGGGGUAAUAGCAGAGCGAUGGGCUGGAAUUGUCUCUUCAGCUGCCAGCUGGUAACUGUUAAUAGACAGUCUGACACACCACUGCAUUUCCUCCUGGUCCUGUCACACUGUUCAUCUACACACGCAUUUAAUGACUCUCUUCCUACUGCUCCCCUCCCCAUCCCAAACAGCUGGUAGCUCAAUUCCCUCACCCUCAGCAUGUUCCACAUUCACCGGCACCGCAUGGGGUGAUGUACAGGUAAUAGGAUCUUUUCCCGUGCCCCAUAACCUACUUUAUGGUGUAGUGUGCACACACACAGAGUAGUCUCCACACUCCCAGCAUGGUGUGACGGUACACACACAAAGCAGGGUCUACAGACACCCAGCAUGCUGUGAUAUAUAUAUAUAUAUACUCGCACUCCAUUCCCUGCAUCAUGUGAUGCACUCACAUACCAUAGGAUCUCCACAUUCCCAACAUGGUGCGGUGUACAUGUGCCCACACAGUCGGAGCUCCACAUUUCCAGCAUGGUGUGAUACACACAAAGACAGAGUCGGGUUUCCAGCCUCCCAGCAUGGUGUAAUAUUAUAUAGAUACACAGUGGGGGGUCUUUAUUCCCAGCAUGGUGCUAUGCUCGCACACACACAGGUAGGGUCUCCACACUCCCAGCAUGGUGUGAUACCUGCACAUGCAAUAGGGUCUUGAGGCUCCCAGCUUGGCAUGAUGCACACACGCACAGUGGGAUCUCCCUGCAUUGGGUGUUACAAGACGUAGGCCUUUUUCCCU
Chelonoidis abingdonii (Abingdon island giant tortoise) is the source of this 4807-nucleotide messenger RNA. NCBI's taxonomy places the organism in Eukaryota, Metazoa, Chordata, Testudines, Testudinidae. The record is from RefSeq and is a predicted model, not a curated record.